This is a messenger RNA of Lethenteron reissneri (Far Eastern brook lamprey), 4080 nucleotides long. It is a transcript of the gene FIRRM, whose product is annotated as FIGNL1 interacting regulator of recombination and mitosis. The record is from RefSeq and is a predicted model, not a curated record. Lineage: Eukaryota; Metazoa; Chordata; Hyperoartia; Petromyzontiformes; Petromyzontidae.
AUGUUUUACAGAGUAAUGUCACAAAGCUCUCAAACUUCCCUUUUGGAAGAGGUCUCGCAAUGGAAUGCUGAAACCUGUCAAGAACAACUGGAGGCUGUUCUACCCAAGCUUCUAUGUCUAUAUUCUGAAGAGAACAGUUUUAUGAAGAUAAAGGUGCUAAAGGUGUUGACAAACCAUUUCCUGCCACACAUUCCACUCAGUGAUGUGGAACCUAAACUGUUCUCCAAAGUUCUUCCUGGGGUAAGGGAAAUCGUCGAUGAUUUUAUUGAGGAAUUAACAUCUCAAGGUGCAGAGCUGUCCAGCCAAAACAUUGAACUUAAAACACUGCUUCGAAACAUUUUAGAGGCAUUGGUAUCCAUAGUUGAAUGUCUGGAGGCAUGCAUCCGACAAGUUAUUUCUGGAGACAAUGCAUUGUAUCUGGAAACCAUCCAUUCCCUUCCAUUUUCAGUUCUUCACAUCCUCAAAAGCACCUUUCAGCACUGCAAGAACAGCGAGGCGGUGUAUGGCUGCAAGCUGCAGCGUGUAGCGGACCUGCUGCAGGCUGUAUUCAAGGAGACGUACUCCCUGCAGAAGCUCUUCCUGGAGAUGAUUGAUAGAGUGGUGAUUAAUCCGGAAACUUCUCAACAAGACGUCACAGACUUGAUCGCAGUGAUUCAUGGCGUGUUAGAAAUAUGUACUGUUAUUGCCAACAUGGACCACGCACUUCAAGCCAACACGUGGAAAUUUGUGGUUAAGCAGAGUAUGAAGCAUAGGGUGUACAUAGAAGCUCAACUUAAUCACCGGGACAUUGUCAAGGGCCUGUGUGAUGAUUUGGUGUUCAACUUCAACGCUUGUCUCCAACGGUCCGAACAAAUACAGCAAUCUACGAACCAGCAAACCACCAUGACCGAACAGAGAAUUUUUACCAGGACUGUCAAGUUGUGUCGAUUCUUUGCCAAUACGCUCAUUCAUUUCAUCAAGGAGUUUAAAGAGUAUCUGGGAACCUGUUGCAGAUAUCUCUAUGACCUCUAUCUUCAACUGCAUAGUAAGAUGUCUCCGAGUGUGACAGCCCCAUCCAUUGCCGACGCUCACAUGCAAGAGCUGAGAGGAAGUGUGCUGGUGUGCGCUCACCCAUUGCUGUCUGAGCUCAUAGGCUGCUUGCACUUUGCUGAAGUUGUGCUCUCCGAGACACGAGAUGUAAGUCAAGAGUGCUAUCUGCCACAUUGUUUAUUGCUCAUGGGGGUGAUGGACAUGCUGCCCAGCCAGACUGAAGAUGUCCUGGAGAUCUGGUGCAGUGGCAGUGAGGAUACAGAGAAACCACCCAGGCUCAGUCUCUUCAAAGCUGUCUUUACGGCUUUGGGAGCGUGUCACGUGGAGCUCGCCCUCCCCGUGCUUCUGCCAGGCGUGAUGAGGAACGGGAAUCCUCUGGCUUACAUCAGCCUCUACGAAUACGUCUGCACUCACCUCUGCGCUUUCAUCACCUCGCUGCCUGCAAAGCAUUUUGGAAAACUGGAAUGCUGCCUUCUUGAGGCCGUGCUGGGAACUGACGUGAUGUCUGCUCUGCUCGCUGUUGACAGCUGGUGCUUUCUUGCUCGGUAUGGAUCUGCAGAACUCUGUGCACAUCAUGUGAACAUCCUGACUGAUUUGGUACGCUACUGCCCAGAACAGUCCUGGAGAGGGUCCUGCCUUUUCUUGCUGCUCCGUCGACUGCUGUUCUUCAUGGCUCCCGAUCACCAGGCCGAAUUCCUCGUGAGGCUGCCUCCAGGGGAGCCGGCGAGCCUGCCCGUGUGGCAGCACCUGAGCGUGCGAGCGCUGGCUUCAGCCCUGCAGGAGAGCGCCACCUCCGAGCUGCUCGCAGCCUCCACCCGCCAGUGCAGGAACUCUGUCUCCUCCCCGCAGCAAAGAUCAGGCCUCAAUACUGCCCUCUCCUGCCUGCUACACCUAUGCCAAGAUGCUGAUCUGAGCCCAGAGGAUCUGGAAAAGUCAUCGUUGCUUCCUCUAGUUUCUCAACUCUGGGAGAUCACCGUGGCCACACAGGUAGUAGCUGUGCACUCAGUUGGACAGCGAGCCUGCCUUCUGCUAGCCUUGUGUGCUGCGCUUAUACAGAGUCUGGAAGACAACAUCAUCAUACAGAUUGUGAAUUUCUUGGAGUUGGUAAUGAGCAUGAAGCCAGCUGUUUGCUUGAAACUUGCAGCGCUGGAUUUCCUGGGUACCCUGGGAAAUAAGGUUAUUCCUCCAGAACACCAGUCUAAGGUUCUUAACAAGCUACCAGCCCUGUUCUCCUCCAUGCUGGCUGACAGCCACUGGAUGGUACAUCACCGAGCCCUGCAAGCUUUCACUCGGUUUGCAGAGGAAACCAGCCAUGAAUUUGUGGUACCCCUCUGCCUGGGAACGGAGGAGAUAAAGUCAAAGGUUGUUGGAUAUCUGAACAAAGAAACUGUUUCUGCUCAAAGCACCGAAUCCCAAGUGCAAUAUUUAAAGCAAGAACAACUUGUGCUGGAAGAGUGGCAUACACAGUCAUCAGUGCCAGUAAAUCUACAUCAGAGAGCACCUUCUCCCAGUGUUGAGGCACCUGCUAAGCGGGCGAGGAUGGAAGAUACGAACGCUGACUCGGAGAGUGUGCGAUUGGCCCUGACUCAAGUCCUCGGCGAGGUGGAGUGUGGCUUGGACAGGCUGAGCCGACUCUUACAGCAGAGGGUCCCCCCAGACUGGCUAGACGAGCGGCUACAAAAUCUGGAGGCCAAAAUCCUCCGUCUGAAAGCAUCUGAAAGGUUCUCGUGCUCCCAGUGAGAACCCCACCAGAUGUGCCAGACCGCUGCAGUUAGCAGCACAGCAUCAUAGAUCAGGGCGUCGUGAUGGAUAUGGCUGGUGCAAAUGUGUCAUGAAACUCCCCAAGAGUUGAAUAUAACCUGGAGCGUGACACUUGAUUGGAUUAGCUCUUGCCGCAUAAUUGAAUUGACCGGUAUCUGGUCCAAUAGCUGAUGUUCACAGAUGUACUUGCUAAUCAACUUUAUACUGUACAUCUGUAUUUUUCAGAAUUCCCAUAUUGAUACUUUUUAGUAACUGAUAGGCUUUCUGUACGUUAGCCUUUUUUGUAGGUAAGUUGUAACAUAUUGUAAAUGUACAGUAAUUUUCAAGAGUGUACAAUGUAAAUGUGUGGCUCAUUGUUCACGUUGUAAUGUUAUUUCCAAGUUUAAUGUUUGUUGACCACUUUGAUAAAAUUUCUUUUUUAAACAUGUUUCGCAAUGCUCUAAGUCUUCUUGUAUCUCGGCGUUAUUUAUACUUAUGUUAAACAUAAAUGAUGCUCAUUGAAUAAAAAGUAAAUUUGCACUAUUGAAGAUUGCAUUUGUUUUAAGAGAGGCCAACAAUUACAUUUAAUGUACCAGUAAUCGUUUUCUCUGGAGGCUUUAACAUUACCAAGUUAAUAUGCUGUUUUAGAUACAGCAGUGAUAUGUACUGUUAUUACAAUUCUGUAAUUUUUCUGUUUAUCAGUUAUUAUAAUAACUCGUAACAUUUCUUUUAAAUUCAUUUAUUAGAGUUAAAGGUAACCCCUUCACAAAUUAAGGUAACAAUGUACAGCCCUGUUCUUCACCUGAGGGACGGCUGCUUGCGUUGUGGCCGAAACGUCGUGAGAAUUGUAUUUUAUUAUGUUUAAUUUUUAUAAUUUUAUUAUUUCCCUUCUACGUGACUUUACCGAAAGAACCAAGAAGAUGAAUCCCUGCAGUCACGAAAGCUUUAGAUUGAAAUUUAACAAUGUACAUUUCACAGUUUUACAAGGUAAUGAUAAUUGUGAAGCUAUGAGCUGCGUUUCAGAAAGUUUUUGUAAAAAACUCUUUCUGAACAUUAUCAAGCUUAUAUUUGUAAGUGCAAUAGUUAAUGUCAGAGAUUAAUAAGAUGUGUUGCAUAUGCAUUGUAGUCUUAGCUAGCCAGGCUUACAAACUAACAAGGCUUUCAGCACCCGAUCCAAUGCUUGUUCAGUGAACAUCACCCGACCCACGUCGAGACCACCUGUACACGGAUCACAUACAACCAUUCUUGAUGAUAUGUCCACUUGUUAAAGUACUGAUGAGUCAAGUUAACCAACAACUUUGAGAUGAUCGA